AUGCGGAUCCUUGUGUUGCUUGUGUGGGUGAAAGCCGCGUGCGUCCUGCUGGUAUCCUCGCUCUCCGGCACUGGGGCAGUGAACAAUAGCGGCCGAUGGUGGGGGAUCGUGAACGUAGCGUCCUCUGCCAACCUCCUCACCAACUCAAAGAGCGUGCAGUUGGUUCUGGAUCCGAGCCUGGCGUUACUGAGCCGCCGCCAGCGGCGCCUGAUCCGCCAGAACCCCGGAAUUUUGCACGCUAUCGCCGCCGGUUUGCACGCUGCCAUCAAGGAGUGCAAGUGGCAGUUCCGCAACCGGCGGUGGAACUGUCCGACCACUCACAGUCCGGCAGUCUUCGGCAAAAUCGUCAACCGCGGUUGCAGAGAAACCGCGUUUGUGUUCUCCAUCACGAGCGCGGGCGUGACCCACGCUGUGGCACGGUCCUGCUCUGAGGGGGCCAUCGAGUCCUGCACCUGUGACUACCGGCGCCGAGGGCCUGGGGGGCCCGACUGGCACUGGGGCGGCUGCAGCGACAACGUGGACUUCGGCAGGGUGUUCGGCCGGGAGUUUGUGGACUCCAGCGAGAGGGGACGAGACCUCCGCUACCUCACCAACCUGCACAACAACGAGGCGGGGAGAAUGACGGUGUCAUCUGAAAUGCGUCAGGAGUGUAAGUGCCAUGGCAUGUCGGGCUCCUGCACGGUGCGCACCUGCUGGAUGCGGCUGCCCAGCUUCCGGGCGGUGGGGGACGUCCUGAAGGACCGCUUCGACGGCGCCUCCAGGGUGGUGUACGCCAACAAGGGCAGCAACCGGGCCUCGCACCGGGCCGACCCGCGCCACCUGGAGCCCGAGAACCCGGCCCACAAGCCCCCCUCGGCCCGGGACCUGGUGUAUUUCGAGAAGUCCCCAAACUUCUGCUCCUACAACGGCAAGACGGGCACGCAGGGCACUUCCGGGCGGAGCUGCAACAGCUCGUCGCCGGGGCUGGACGGGUGUGAGCUGCUGUGCUGCGGCCGCGGCUAUCGCACCCGGACCGAGAGGGUGACGGAGAGGUGCCACUGCACCUUCCACUGGUGCUGCCAUGUCAGCUGCCUCAACUGCACCAGCACCCAAAUACUGCACCAGUGCCACUGA
Conger conger (European conger) is the source of this 1113-nucleotide messenger RNA. It is a transcript of the gene wnt1, whose product is annotated as wingless-type MMTV integration site family, member 1. Bases 1 to 1113 code for a protein of 370 amino acids. The transcript is spliced from 4 exons. NCBI's taxonomy places the organism in Eukaryota, Metazoa, Chordata, Actinopteri, Anguilliformes, Congridae. Gene Ontology annotation, molecular function: frizzled binding; cytokine activity. Gene Ontology annotation, biological process: cell fate commitment; neuron differentiation; canonical Wnt signaling pathway. The record is from RefSeq and is a predicted model, not a curated record. Gene Ontology annotation, cellular component: extracellular region.